Cyclocybe aegerita is the source of this 483-nucleotide messenger RNA. The record is from the annotation of a GenBank genome assembly. Lineage: Eukaryota; Fungi; Basidiomycota; Agaricomycetes; Agaricales; Hemipholiotaceae.
AUGUUCUUCGAAGCUAUAUUCCUUCUGGCUCUUGCUACUGUCACUCUGUCGACCCCAACGUUCUCCGCACCUCCGGCAUCAAGGACGUGUGCUGAAACCUUGCCACCACCAAAGACUGCUAGUGAGCUGUCUUACGUUGGGGUCAACAUCGCUGGCUUCGACUUUGGUUGUGGUGUGGAUGGGACGUGUACGUCUGCUGCUGCCUGGGCACCCUUGACAGACUUGGGAGGGCAUGAUGGCGCUGGACAGAUGGAGCAUUUCUUCAAGAACGAUGGAUUUAAUACAUUCCGUCUUCCUGUCGGUUGGCAAUUUUUGACCAACGACGUUGAAGGCGGAAAGUUAAACUCGACCAAUUUUGCCAAGUACGAUGCUCUCGUGAAGGCCUGUUUGGGUACUGGCGCCAGUUGUAUCAUCGAUAUUCAUAACUAUGCGAGAUUCAAUAACUCCGCAAGUUUCAUCGUCAUUGCAGGGUUCAGCUACUAA